Molecule: messenger RNA, 1738 nt
Organism: Saccostrea cuccullata (small rock oyster)
Lineage: Eukaryota; Metazoa; Mollusca; Bivalvia; Ostreida; Ostreidae
Product: nuclear migration protein nudC-like
Exons: 10
Coding region: 92-1108 (338 amino acids)
Biological process (GO): protein folding
Cellular component (GO): cytoplasm
Source: RefSeq, a predicted model, not a curated record
AGGAUUUUAAAGCGUCCAAUUAACCAGAAUCGCGGUUCGGUGUGGACUCGUCGGAAAGACCAAGGAAAAUUCUUUCGUAUUUCGCUGCAAAAUGGCAGGGCAUGACUCAGAGAAGUUUGAUGGCAUGUUCCUGGCAAUGUGUCAGCGCAGUGAAAAAGGAAUUGAUGAGCUCCUAGAUUGUUUGUUCAGUUUUCUGGUCCGGAAGACAGACUACUACACAGCUGGUGCCCCGGGGCAGGCAGAGAGGAUCUUGCUGGAAAAUUUCAAAAAGUAUGAAAAGAUCGCAGAAAGACAGAAAGAGGAAAUAAAGAAGGAGCGUGAAGAACAAGAGAGAAAGAGGAAAGAAAAGAUUGCAAAGAGGAAAGCUGAGGAAGAAGCGGAGAUGGAGAGAUUGAAGAAGGAGGAGGAAGAACCCAAAAUAAAGGAGGUCACCGACGAAGAGGCCGAAAAAAUACAGAAAGAAAUCGACAAGAAAAAAGAGACUCCUGCAUCGGAGCCUGAACCAGAAAAAGAGAAGGAGGAAAAAUCAAAGGAAAAUGGAGACAAAGAGAAGUCUGAUGAAGAGGAUGAGGCUGAUAAAGGGAAAGUUCCCCCUAAUGCUGGAAAUGGAGGAGACAUGCCUAACUACCGCUGGAGUCAAACUCUGGAGGAAAUUGAGUGCCAGUGCUGGUUUGAUGUAAAAUUUCCCAUCAAAUCAAAAGAUGUUGUUGUGGAAAUUGGUAGAAAGCACUUGAAGGUGGGUCUUAAAGGCCACCCUCCUAUAAUGGAUGGGGAGACGUUUAAUGAAAUUAAAGUGGAGGAGUCAACAUGGACGAUAGAUAAUAAGAAAUACAUCACCCUAAAUAUAGAAAAGGUUAACAGAAUGGAGUGGUGGAAUAAAUUAAUAAUGACAGACCCAGAAAUCAACACCAAGAAAGUCAACCCAGAGCCAUCCAAGUUAUCAGACCUUGAGGGUGACACGCGGGGACUGGUGGAGAAGAUGAUGUACGACCAGAGACAGCGAGAGAUGGGACUGCCCACCUCAGAGGACCAGAAAAAACAGGAAAUCCUCGGAAAAUUUAUGAAGCAGCAUCCAGAGAUGGAUUUUUCAAAGUGUAAAUUUAACUAACAGUUUUAAGUUACAUAUUGACUUUUAUACACUAGAUGUAAAUGAAUACUGUUCAUUACCAUUUAUGAUGGGAUGAUGAAGCUAUGGACCAUUUUCAGAAAGAACAUGUUAAACCAUUUCAUUUACAUUUACAUGUAUGAUGAAAUGAAAUUUGAUGAUUACUGCAAAUUAUUCUUAAACAGGUCAUUUUAUGAAUAAUGUAGAUCAAAUUUUUUUUUUAUUUUUUAGGAGAUUAUAAUACAGUUAUAUACUUUUUGUUAGAAAAACAAAAACUUCUAAAUUUUUGUUAUUAAACGCUCUGUUUAAUUUUAAAGCAUACAAAUAUAUGUGCAAAUGAAAUUUUUGCAUUUUGAAUUACAAUCAAGUGAAAUUAAAGGUUUUCACAAAUAAAAAGUGAUUUGUGGUACUUUGUUUUGAAUUGUUUGUCUGACUGAGCAAUUUUAACUGAGACCACAAUUUAAAUUCAUGUGAUUAUAAAUAAUACUAAAUCAUGUUUUACACAUUCCAUAAUGGAUGUGAUUAUACAUACCAAAGUCUGCAUACUUUAAAAAUUGUGUGAUGACUUGCUAUUUUUCAAACUGAUCACUAAAAUGUCCAAUGUGAACAAAUAAACUUUUUUCAAAAUUUUUA